Botrytis deweyae is the source of this 696-nucleotide messenger RNA. RefSeq lists its product as uncharacterized. NCBI's taxonomy places the organism in Eukaryota, Fungi, Ascomycota, Leotiomycetes, Helotiales, Sclerotiniaceae. The transcript has a single exon. The coding region runs from base 1 to 696 and encodes 231 amino acids. The record is from RefSeq and is a predicted model, not a curated record.
AUGCCUACUUCACCGGAAUUCGAUUCGCUUGAGUCUCCCUCAUCUGAAUCUGCUUCACCCGAGUCACCCUCAUCUGAAUCUCCUUCAUCUGAGUCUCUUUCACCAGAGAGUCCUCCACCAAAGUUUAUCUCUCCUUCAUCGGAGCCUCUUUCACCCGAGCCUUCUUUACUCAAGUUCAUUUCACCUGAAUCUCCGUCAUCCAGGUCUCCUUCACCCAAGCCUCAAUGUGCACUAUUUGUUGAUCGUGGAUUGAAAGUACAAGUUUGUCUCGAUGUUCUGGUCGAGAAAGGGGGCUACAAUAGUGUAAGAGGUCGCGGACCCCCAAUCCUUUCCGAUAAUCUUCUCGAUAUAGACUCUCCCCAAGACUGGUGGCAGAUGCUACGCAAUCUGCAGCAGAUUAUCGACCUUCAACUUGUACCUCUUUUGGGAGUGAGUCCCGAGAUUGUCGACGUGUUUGUUGUUUGGGAUGGGGAUGUCCCACCAGAAUGUGACGGAUGGUCCGAAUGGUCCGAAUGGCUGAAAUGCAAAAGGUGGAAUGAAAUUGGGGUAAAAACAAUGAGAUUGUACAAACGUGAGAAAGGCCCACGGUAUAGGGUAAAUUUCGAGUUUCUCCUCGAAUUGCUGGCUGAGAGAGAUUAUCGCGACGUGAUAUUUUGCUCUAUUCACAGGCCCCCAUCACAAAAAACACUUCAAUAG